UGCUGGUCAUCAUCGGUCUUGGCCGUGUUUCUUCUCCUAACAUUUGUUUAUUACACGAACACGAACCAAAACAAAAAAAACAAAAAAAGAGAACCCUAGAUUGUUCCAUCGCCUUCCUGUCCAGGUUUAUCUCUCCCCCUCCCCGCCCGUGAAAACGAAUCUGAAUCUCCUUAACGAAAGAAGCACCUUUCCGAAAUCUCCAUCGAUCAAUUAGUCAGCUCCAAUGGCAGGGAGAAUCAUUGCGCAGCUCAUUGUGAUGGGUUCUGGUAUAUUGGGUCGUGCUUUCUUUCAAGCCUAUCGUCAGGCUCUUGCUAAUGCGUCUAAAACCGGCGUUGCGCAGGAAGCAAUGCAGAACGCAGUACGUAAAGCAGGAAAAUCCAUUACUGAGCAAGAGGCUAGGCAGAUUCUCGGUGUAACCGAGCAGACCUCUUGGGAAGAGAUAGUACAGAAAUACGACAAGCUGUUUGAGAAUAACGCGAAAGCUGGGAGCUUUUACCUUCAAUCUAAAGUUCAUCGAGCCAAAGAAUGUCUUGAAGAGGUGUACAGGAGCAAAAGUACACCUAGUUAAGACUUGUAUCUUUCUUGUUUUUGUCUUUACAGAGCUACAUUUCUUGCUACAGUUCUUUCAGAUGAUGUGUAAAACUUUGAAAGACGGCCAUAGUUUUCUUCACCCAUUGUUUACUAAUAACGAAGAGUGCUUGCUCUGUUCAGUUAAAUCAGUGUCGAAGAACCUCUUUAAAUUAGAUUUUGCGUGUAUGUUGUUUCUUUCACUCUUGUUUCUGUUUCAGACUUGAAACUGAGAUAUUAAUCUACAGUUUGUUUGUUAUGUA
Molecule: messenger RNA, 830 nt
Organism: Brassica oleracea var. oleracea
Lineage: Eukaryota; Viridiplantae; Streptophyta; Magnoliopsida; Brassicales; Brassicaceae
Product: mitochondrial import inner membrane translocase subunit tim16-like
Exons: 4
Coding region: 224-568 (114 amino acids)
Biological process (GO): protein import into mitochondrial matrix
Cellular component (GO): TIM23 mitochondrial import inner membrane translocase complex
Source: RefSeq, a predicted model, not a curated record